CAGAGGACGGGAGCGGGAGCGGGAGCUAGGGUUCCGGCGGCGAUGGCGAUGGCGGCGGUGAGGAAGGCGACGUCCAGCGCCACAGCGCGGUCGGCGGCGGCGAGGUUCGGCCAGACGAGGCCCCGCUCCUCCGGCAGCCGGGCCUCCAGCGUCGGCGAGGAGGAGAAGCUUGCUCGUGAGGCGGUUGGGCGCGAGAUCCAACAGAAGAAGGAGGAGCUCUACGACGUGAUCGCCAAGGCAGAGCAGAGUUUUGGGACUCGCAGCUUCCAGAACAUGCGCCUACUCCAGCACCUCUCCGUGCAAGUCAACCCAAGGCCGUGGGACUGGGAGUGGCGCCAUCUCCGGUUUUCGAGGAGGGUGAACAGCGUGCUGGAGAUAGCUGGCUUCUUCUCGCUAGGUUGCAUGGGUGCCCACUGGUCGAAGAAGUACCAGAAGUUGCGUGAAGCGAGGGAGGAGCUCCGGGGCCUGGAGGAGGAGCUCCGUGUGCUGAAGGAAGAGCAUGAAGCAGGAGAAUGGGGUCGCCUGGUGUCGGACUAGGUUUGAUGCAAGAAGUAGAAUCUGAGAUGUUGAUUAGAUGAAUAGUACACUGAUGUGAUGUUUCCCUCUUGGUAUGAGUUGAUGUUCCCGAAUGGGUGGGAUCGAACUGAGUUGG
Molecule: messenger RNA, 652 nt
Organism: Lolium perenne
Lineage: Eukaryota; Viridiplantae; Streptophyta; Magnoliopsida; Poales; Poaceae
Source: RefSeq, a predicted model, not a curated record